UGCACCCGCUGUGGCAGAGCCCGCUGACGAUUCCCGGGGGCACCCGCCAGUCUCCCAUCAACAUCCAGUGGAGGGACAGUGUUUAUGAUCCCUUCCUGAAGCCUCUGAAAAUCAGCUACGACCCCACCACCUGUCUGCACAUCUGGAACAACGGCUACUCCUUCCUGGUGGAGUUUGAUGAUUCUGCUGAUAGAUCAAUCAUCGUUGGAGGCCCCUUGAAAAACCAGUACAGGCUGAAGCAGUUCCACUUCCACUGGGGAGCUGUCAAUGACUGGGGCUCAGAGCACACAGUUGACUGUAAAUUUUACCCAGCAGAGCUGCACUUGGUGCACUGGAAUGCUGUGGAGUACCCGAGUUUUGAGGAAGCUGUGAUGGAAGGGAAUGGCCUGGCUGUUAUUGGAGUGUUCCUAAAGAGAUCCUCCCCUGCUCCUGCUCUGGAUUGUUCUGUGGUUCUUCAAAUGCUCUUUCAGUGCCUUGCAUGAAUUAGUAAUCCUGGGUAAAAAUUCUGAAGAACGAGGAAGUGGGAAGCAAAGAAAAGUAUCAGGACUGAUCAGGUCCUUUUAGGGAAUUAUUUGAUGUUUGGCAAGAGAGCUAGAAGGGAACUAGCUUGUCUCAGAGACAUUUUACCUUCUUCCUUUCUCCUUGGAUGAGAGGAGAAGGACAAAAAUGACUUCCAGGAUCUCUUUGCAUUCUGUUGGCUGCACAUUCCAUGUUUGAUGUGGGUGCCCACUAUAAUGACACCACGAGCCAGAAGACAUUUACUAAAACCUUUUAACAACUGUAGAAGCUUUUGGUUUUAGCAGCUUUUGUUUUCCUGUGUUAAUAAUCUAUCAGGAGACGGGAGGAGAAGAGAAUUCAAUAGUGUCUCAAGACUGGCAAGAACAGCAGAUUGGGUGAAAAUGUCCAAUUGAUCCCAGGAAACUGAUCACAUCAAAGGAAAGCAAGAUUAGAUAAAGCCCAGCUGACCCUCCUAGUGGGAUCAGGAGGGCAAAACCCCAAACCAAUUCCUCAAACCAGUGCCAGGACAGUGUGGACAAAACACAGCACUGAGAAAGGGUUUUAUUGAAAUAACUCAGAGCACUACAGCUCUCUUCAGUUUUCCUAUAAAAACACUUACCCAGCCUCAGUAUUUUCCUAUAAAAACACUUACCCAGCCUCAGCAGUGGGGACCAGUUUGUUUUUAUUGCACCUUAUGGUGACAAGGUCCAGUGGGGUUGGGAUUGAUUUGUGGACCAAGCAGAGCUGCUGUGUGAGCCCUUCCCAGGAGCUGGGAUCCAGCAGCCCCAGGGAUCACAUCACUGACCUCUCACAUCCCACUAAACCUCAUUUGCUCUCUGGCCUGUAUGCUCUGCUGUAUUCAGCAGAUUAAAUUCCUGCACCAGAUUUCUGAUGAGGAGCAGCUCUGUGUCAUCUCCAUGGGUUGUGUUUCAGGAAUCUUUUCAGGAAUUUUUCCUCCCUCUGUUUGAUUCCUGGUGGGAUUCAGUGAAGCCACAACCUGGCUUGGCAAUGCUAAAUCCAGUUUUCCAAUUGGUACUUUGGUUUUUUCGAAGUAUCCAGUUUCAAAGCACCUUAACACUUUCCAGUGUGAUUUCCCUGAUGAUUUUAGGGGUUUGAGAUGAUGUUGUUGAAGCAGUUGAGUGCCCAGAUCCUGCCUUUCCCCCUUCAACAGCUCUACCUCAGGCUGUUGUUCUGCCACAGUUGUGCCUCUGUCCCUGCAUUCAGCUGAGUGGCUCUGGGUGCUGGAAGGAAGGAAAUCUCCCUCUAUCCCAGUGCAGGAUGUUUUUCCAGUUGGGAAUUCAGUGGAACUCUUUGGUUUCACCACUUCCCCCAAGCCCUCCCUGCCUGGGGAACAUUUCCAUCCUGGUUGUGCCAUCUCCCUUUGGAUGGGGCUGGGAUUGUGCUGGGAUUGUGGAAGGUGUCCCUCCCAUGGACUGGGUGAGCUUUCAGGUCCUUUCCCACCCAGACCAUUCCAUGAUUUUCUGAUUCCACCAUCUCAGUUGAAUUCUGCAGGCUUUGCCAUCACCACUCAGAUUUUUAGCUCCAAAAUCACACCAGUGAUGAUUUUGCUGGAGAAUGAUACAUUCCAAAACAAAGCUGGAAGGAAUAUCUGCAGUCCAGGGAACAGGAAAAGAAUAAUUUUACUUUUUGCCUGAAUAUAUAAUAAUUAUGAUCCAGUCAUUAAGUCUGAGGUAUUUAUUCAGUGCUGUUCUGAGGAGGACCCUGGACAAAAAUGGCAGCAGCUCAGAUAUUUUCUACUCAUUAAUAGAAAAAAUUGUAAUACAAAGACAUCUUAAUGUUGCCUUCUAUUUAAAACCAGAGUUGCCUCAGCACCACUGGGCUGUAAGUGCAUCAAUCUCCUUAUCAUUUAUUAAUGGAUCUUUUUAAAAGCUUUUUAUAAAUGCUCGGUUUUUAAAUUGCUUUUGUAAUUUCCACUGAGGUUUUGGAUUGCUGUUAUCCACUCAGAAGAAUAGUUGAUCCAGCUUUCCAAACAAACCCAAAAACCAGAUUAUUUAGGGAACUGCCAGGGUUUAACUGUUUAACUCCAGCUGCUCUGGAAUCCUGCAGCAGCCUCUCCAUGCUUUGCUCCCCUCAAUCAGAUUUUCCUCCUGGAUGUGUAAAUCCCCUUUGAACCACCCUGCAUCCAUCAGGGGGAGUGUGGGAUAUUCCCUUCCCAGUGAUGCAGUUCAAGUUCUCAGAGAGAUUUAUUUGAAGUUCUCACAGAGAUUUGCUUUGUUCAAGUAUUGCCAUGGAAGCUUUGUUAGAGGAUAGUGAAUUUGAAUUACCAGUGAUGCAGUUAAGCUGUGUCCAUAUUUACAUCAAAUCACACCUAUUUUUACUGACAGAAAAUAAAGUAAUUCCAAUUAUAGCACUGAUCACUUCAAAUAUCUGAAAACAGGGUUAAUGUAGAUAAAAAAAUAACUGUAAAGAAGUUUUACAGGGUUUUACCUUUUUUUUUUUGUUUUUGCUGUUUCUUGAGUCCUGCAUUUAUGUGUAGUGUUUGAGCAUCUCCUUAAGGCAGGCAGGAGCUCAGCUGCAGGGCACAUUGUUGGAAUUAAUCUAGAAAUGAAUGUACUGAUGUUUAUUUGUUUGGGGUUUCUUUUUUCAGUUUUAAACUUUCCUGUUACAAUGACUUUUUUGACCUUGUGAAUGUAAACUUUAGGAAAAUAAUGGUGUUUAAAUCAAGAGAUGGGAUAGAAUUCCUGUGCCUUAUUCUCUCAGUUCUGUGUGGAAAGAUGAUUUGAUUGUUGGGUUAGGGCUGAUUUUGCACAAUUGAGUUAAAAAGGAAUUUUUGGGCUCUUUUGGGUGGCACAAUACAAAAGGGUCAAAGCACAUAUUUGUAUUUUCCUUGCAUAAGAGUCACUUUAUUAUAAAUACUGCCCUGGGAGGCAUUGCUGGGGCAGCAAGGAAUAGGAAUAACUCUGUCACAGGAAUAACUCUGGGACAGCUCCCUGCCAAGGCAGGAGGAGGAUGAGGAGGUUUGGAGCUCUGUGCUGGUCUCACCCCAGCUCUCUCAGGAUUCCUCUGCUCUCACCUUGUCCUGGCUGAGACAACGUCCUUGCUGUUGGAGUGUUUGAUCCCCGCUCCUGCAUUCCAGAACUUUCACUCUGCAGGCGUCCCUGCCCACCUUGGUGCUGCUUUUCUGUCAGGGAUCACAGGAGGGUCUCCCCUGGCUUUGGGAGCUCCAGAGCUGGAGUUUGCUUUGAUCUCCACAGGGUUUUAGAGGACUGGAAUUCAGCUUUGGGUGAAGGGUCCCCUCAUGCCUUAAUUUGGGAUGUUUUAACUUGUAUUUCCUUUUGUUUUGUGCAUCUUGUUUUUGUGGCCUUUAUGACAUUGUGUAUUUAUUGUGUGUUACCUGCCUGACCAUAACAGAAAUCAGUCUGCAGACAACACCUGGAGCAGGGAAUGCUUUGUUUUCCUGGGAUCCAGGCCCUUCCCCAGAGAUUUUCCCUGAUGUAUAGAACCCUUCAGCUGCUGCAUUUGACACUGUUACAUUAGUGUGCAACUACAAUAAAGGAACAGAGAAACCCA
Zonotrichia albicollis (white-throated sparrow) is the source of this 4029-nucleotide messenger RNA. The record is from RefSeq and is a predicted model, not a curated record. NCBI's taxonomy places the organism in Eukaryota, Metazoa, Chordata, Aves, Passeriformes, Passerellidae.